Messenger RNA from Trichoplusia ni (cabbage looper), 2819 nucleotides. RefSeq lists its product as uncharacterized. The record is from RefSeq and is a predicted model, not a curated record. Lineage: Eukaryota; Metazoa; Arthropoda; Insecta; Lepidoptera; Noctuidae. The transcript is spliced from 7 exons. Bases 367 to 2103 code for a protein of 578 amino acids.
UAAUAAUUAUUUAAUUCGAAUGAUUUGACUUCAGUUCGUUCUUUACACGAAAAGCAAUGUUUUUCAUCAGCGUUUUGCUACUGUGAAGUUAUUUUUAUGAGUGAAAAUCCGAUGUGUUUAGUUUUGCACGCUGCUAGUGGCUUCAGUAACAUUGCGGUCGCGGUUACAACAGUGUAUUCGUAUCGUUUAACUGUGGAAGUUUAAGAUGUCUCCGAGUUUCUAAGUUUUAUUGUCAGUUUAGUGGUGGUCUGUGGAUUUUAUUAUUGGUUCUAAGUGUCUUCGUUGCCUUGGAUUUUCUUCGGCCGUUCUUCGCCGAGAUUUUUUACGAUUCAGGUGUUAAUCGUCGCAUGGCUGUCAAGCGGCAACAUGUCGGGCAUGACGGGAGCGAGCAUGCUGCGCACGCGCAGGAAGGAUGUCAACGUCAAGCCCAACCGCAAGUUGGACCGGAAAUCCUCCCGGGGCAUGCUAUACGAGAACGAGGAGCUGCGUCUGCGCACUAUAAACAUCAAUGCCGAAGUAGAAAGAGGUCAAUCGGACAUAAAGAAGUUGAAGCGCGAGAACGAGCAGCUCAAGCGAGAGAUAUCGGCGCUUCGCUACGAGUACGACCGGCUGGACAGCAUGCUGCGAGACAGAAGGUCUUCACCAGAACACUCGGACGACAGCGCGUCAGGGUGCAGCGCCUGCCCCGACUGCGUCAGCGUGGACGGGUCCGCCAGAGCCGUCGCCUUUCAUGACCUGAGCGUCGUGCCUGAAGAGGGGGAACAGGAAAAGAGCGGGGCUGAGUCACCAUGCACAUGCGAUGAAUGCCAACAGGAAGCUCCAAGGAAGAUCCAAAUCAAUCAGAAAGCGGCACAAAUGACGCAAAACACGAACGUAACGCAGCCAAAUAUAGCGGACAAUGGUCACGAGCGAGUUGUCGACGUGUUGGUCCACGACGCGCCGCCCGAGGUACCCAGGUUCUUCCAAUCCGUUACCUCUCCCCCCUACCACGUCGCAGGCCCCCCGCCGCCAGGUUUCGUCAUUGCCCCCUACCAACCUCCCCGCUUCCACACCGGAGGGAACGUCGAGGACCUCCUCGGAGACGUCCAGGCCUCGCCCGCCAUACAGACCACGUACAUACAGCAGAACUCUGUGUUCAUGUGUAACACAAGGCGGAUAACACAGAAAUGUUGCUGCCAGAAAAAGGAGCCGGUUAUGGGCGUACCUAUUAUGGGUGUGCCCAUUGUAGAGACACAAGAACCACCUAAGAAGUACGUUACAGAGAAAAAUAUCGAGCUCACUUAUGAUUAUCCGAGAGCGACUCCUAUACCAAGCAGUCCAAGCCCAAAGUCUGGUGAAGAUGUCCAAACGACAACCACAGAAGUCGCCAGUACAGUAGUCUUCGUUGAAAGAAGAAUACCAGUCAAACCAAAGAGGUUCGACUUCUUCUCCCGAUCUCGAUCAGCUCCAGUUGGAGAGAAUGAAGAACCAAUCUACGCAACUGUUAAUAAACUCCCAAAGAGAUUACGGAGAAUGGAGCUCGCGAAUCUAGAAAAAGAAGUGGCGUACAAGUCUGGUGAACCAGAUUCGUCUACUCGGACAGAAUUAACGUUAAAAACUGAUUCAGAAUCUCAAAUCCCGCCACCUGAUGACGACACGAGUCGUUCUGACAGAGAAAAAUCCACAGCUCCUCAACGGCCAGACUCGCCAAAAGCCAAAAAGCGUAAACGAUUUUCUUUGACGUUCAAAAAGAGGGAAAGAAAAAGAAGGGAUAAGAAGAAAGAUGCGAAAAAUGGAACAGCAAAAAACGGAGCGACGAUUCACGUAGAGAGUGACAGUGAGAGGCUGAUUGAGGGAGAGGUCCAGGAUAUGGCGAAGCACAAGCAUUGCACCAGGCAUAGACCGAGGAAUACUCUGUCCUCAUCAAGCUCGGGCCCGCGGUACAAGCGGGACAGUUAUCAGGAGAUGACAACAUCACAUUCAGAGCACGAGAGAACGAACAGCGUGUGUUCUUCUGUAAAUUCCCUGGGUUCCGCGUGUACCCACAAGUCUAGAAAACUCUCAGCUCCAGUCAACGAUGGCUCUAUACCAUGGUGCGGUUGCUGGGGAGCUGGUUGCGUCUGAAUGAUGAAGAGAGGUAGAGUUAAGAAGAAUCCUUAUUAGAAAAUUCUUGAGGUUCUGUCAGCAGUGUUCACAAAAAAAAAAAACAUUUAAUUGCGUUCUCAAAUGUCUGUGUCUCUUCCGUCUUCUUUGUAGUGAUAGAGACAACAUGACACUAGAAGAAUAUUAAAUAAAUAGGUUUGAGAAUGUAGCAGUGAAUAUUGUCAAAAGACGUGAAGAUAAAAUCUUGACCCUUGUAAACCACCCUGUUAAAAGUAAAUGCUUAGCUAAUAAACUAUAGAAUUUAUUGUAAGAUGAAAAAAAUAUCCUGCUUAAACAUUUAUUUUCCCAUGGAAGACCGUCGGUCAGAUAUUGAGACUCAAAAAGAAGAUUUAAAUUCAAUUUAAGCAAACAGAUGUUUUGAGCAAAUACGCGUUUUUCUUUUUAGACCACUGUGUUUGAGUUCUGAUCGACUUAGAGGCCAUUUAGAUCAAUAUUUUUAAUAAAAGAAUACCUAAACCCAUAGGAAAGAAAACAUUAAUUUAUAUAACAUAAGAUACUGAAAAUAUAGCUUACAUAACUGCCCUUUUAGAAAAUUGUAUCGGCCAAGCCAACAAAAUGUAACUGAUGACGUCACUUGGUUGAAUGAUGUAUAUAAUGUAAGUUAAACUGUGAUUCAUUAGCAUUGAGUUGUAUGUAAGCGCAUGCCUGUUGAAUGAUUAAUAAACUUUUGCACAAAA